UAGAGAUCAUGGCACGUCUCAGUUUGAUUUUCGUAGCAAUUUUCGCAUUGCUGGGAUUGUCGUUUGCAGCUACGCGCGUUGCCCGUUCUCCGCACUUUGGAGUAGGCCAAGGUUUUGGCGGAGGUUUUGGUGGAGGUUUUGGCGGCGGAUUUGGUGGUGGAUUUGGUGGUUACCCUCACCCACCUCCGCGAUUCUAUCCCCCACCGCCACCACCAGGUUUCGGUUACGGCUCAAGCGGAUAUGGCCACCAUGGUGGAUUCUACCCGGGAUACCCUGGUGGAUACGGUCAAGGAUACCCGGGUCUUGGUGGCUUAAGUAUAGCGAAGAGUGUCAGCAUCAGCGCAGGUGGAGGUGCUCAGGCGAAUUCAGAAGCUUUUGGAAAAUAAGACUGUUAAAUUAAUUUUAAAAACAUGUGUUGAAUGUAACACGAUUUAAGUAUUUUUGUGGUUAUAAAUAAAUUAUAAGAGAAAUAUUUUGCACAUUUUUAUCAUUGAUAUUAAAAAAAAAUCGUAUAUGUUUAUAUGAAGGGCCAUACAUGGGGCGUGGGGUAAGGAAACUUUACCCUACUAACCAAGAUGGUCAAAUAUGAGCUACCAACCUAAGAGAGAGAUAUCUAUAUCCAUUGGUGCACAGUCGGACGCAAGACCUC
This is a messenger RNA of Pieris napi, 649 nucleotides long. RefSeq names its product holotricin-3-like. Lineage: Eukaryota; Metazoa; Arthropoda; Insecta; Lepidoptera; Pieridae. The record is from RefSeq and is a predicted model, not a curated record. Bases 9 to 386 code for a protein of 125 amino acids. The transcript has 2 exons.